CAGGUUACAAAACUCCGGCUUGUGUAACAUGAAAUGUGCUGUUUGGUAACCGGUACUGUCGGCGUGGUAGCAGCCGUACCGUGCAGUGGCACAUAUGCCUUUUAACGUAGGUUAUUUGUCAGUGUCAUCGUUUAAAAUAAGGUGUCGAUAGAGUCACCUUUGACUGGGACAUGUCUUCUCCGGGCGACAGCAAAGCGGAGGUGAGGAAGCUGCUGAGGGAAGUGCUGGUGGGUCGAGAGGAUCCGGACGGCUUCUUCGCGAUGUGCGUCUCCCUUCUGGGGCACCAGGAGACCCGCUCCCACUUCCUGACCCUGGUCCAACCGCUGAGCUCGGCCAACAGGAGUCUCCACGCCAGCCUCGCCUCCAUCUACGAGGAAUACUUUUCUCAGUCGGAUAAAGCUCUGGAUGAAGAGCUGGAUGCAGAACUGGAACUCGCGCUGACUCUUUCUCUAGCUGAUGUUCAGCCACAGCCAACACCGACCCAACAAUCCAAACCUCAGCACCAGAAGGGACUUGACCAUACAUGGCCCACGAGCAGCCAGCGGGGACCAGAACCGUUUCAGUCAUUGACACAAAGUUGCAGAUCUGCUCUUCAGAAGAACCGGCCCUGCGAAGCAAACAGGCAUCAGACAGCAGAACCAAAUCGGAGUCGCUCUGUGUCCACCUCACCAGAUCAGCAGGUCCUGAGCAGUGACAAGGAAGAGCUGGACCACAAACCGAAGCGCUCCAAGAAUCGACGCCAGCGACGUAAAGCAGCGGCUCACCAGCAUGUCGUUGGUUUACUGUGCUCUCCUUCUGCGACUCCUCCUGUUCUGCUGUGGUUCCGCCGGGACCUCAGACUUUGUGACAACCCUGCUCUCAUCGGAUCACUGCAGGCAGGUGCACCGGUCAUACCUGUCUUCAUCUGGAGCCCAGAAGAGGAGGAGGGCCCUGGGAUCACUGUUGCAGUGGGUGGAGCUUGUAAAUACUGGCUGCAUCAAGCUCUGUCCUGCUUGUGCUCCUCCUUGGAGCGGCUCGGCAGCCGUCUGGUGUUUUCAAAGGCCGAUGCCAGUGGUUCUGGAGCAUCUCUGAAGGAGCUAGCGAAGGAGACAGGAGCAAGGACGGUGAUGGCGAACGCGCUUUAUGAACCGUGGCUGAAAGACAGAGAUGACUUGGUGGCGUCAGCCCUGCAGGAGGACGGGGUCAUGCUGAAGAUGUUCCACUCCUACUGUCUGAGGGAUCCUUAUUCUGUCAGCACAGUGGGGGUGGGCUUACGAGGAAUCGGCUCUGUGUCUCACUUCAUGAGCUGCUGCAGGCAGAACCCGGGGUCACCACUGGGGACGCCACUGGAUGCACCUGAGUCUGUGCCCACCUCCAAGCACUGGCCCCAGGGCGUUUCGCUGGAGCAGCUAAAACUGGCUCGCAUGCCUCGCAGGAAAGAUGGCACCACGAUUGACUGGGCGGCCAACAUCCGUAAAUCCUGGGACUUCAGCGAAGACGGCGCUCAUGCCCGACUGGAAGCUUUUCUGCAUGAUGGUGUGUACAAGUAUGACAAGGAGUCUGGAAGAGCAGACGCUCCCAACACCAGCUCUCUGUCCCCGUACCUGCACUUCGGUCAGCUCAGUCCUCGCUGGCUGUUGUGGGAUGCCAAAGGGGCUCGCUGUCGACCCCUGAAAUUUCAGCGCAAACUGGCAUGGAGAGAUUUGGCAUACUGGCAGCUGAUUCUUUUCCCAGACCUGCCCUGGGAAUCCCUCCGACCGCCAUACAAGUCUCUCCGCUGGAGCACAGAGCGGAAGCACCUGAAGGCUUGGCAGAGGGGUCGCACUGGUUACCCGCUGGUGGACGCUGCCAUGAGGCAGCUGUGGCUGUCUGGCUGGAUGAACAACUACAUGAGACACGUGGUGGCGUCUUUCCUGAUCGCAUAUCUGCAUCUGCCGUGGCAGGAGGGCUACCGCUGGUUCCAGGACACUCUGGUUGAUGCAGAUGUCGCCAUCGAUGCCAUGAUGUGGCAGAAUGGCGGCAUGUGCGGUUUGGAUCACUGGAACUUUGUCAUGCACCCGGUGGACGCCGCAAUGACCUGCGACCCGUACGGCACCUUCGUGAGGAAGUGGUGUCCGGAACUGGCGGAUCUGCCCGACGAGCUCAUUCACCAGCCAUGGAAGUGUCCCGCCUCCAUGCUCCGACGCGCCGGUGUGGUGUUGGGCCAGAACUAUCCGGAGAGAGUGGUGACGGACCUGGAGGGGAGGCGGACGCAGUCGUUGCAGGAUGUGGCUCUGGUCCGGAAGCGCUUCUCCAAAUACGUGGACAAGAGGACGGGCUGCGACCUGGUGCCGCUUCCCCCGCGCCUGGUCUCCGAAGCCCUGGGUUUAUCUCGUAUAGUGGAGUCGGACAGCUUCCUCCUGCCUCUCAUCACGCGCAUGGAGUUCAAGCAUCAGCUGGACGAUCCGGACGGGGACGCCGCAUCCAACCCGUACAACGCCGUCCUGAAGGGAUACGUGAGCCGGAAGAGAGACGAGACCAUCGCGUUCAUGAACGAGAGGGACUUCACUGCCAGCGUGAUGCACGAAGGGGCACAGAGGAGGGAGAGACUGGAGGGCGACCUCCGCAGGCUGGAGGGACUUCCUCCACCUCCUGCUGCACGAGGGAGAGCCAGAAGAACCCCCACCACCAAAGACAGAUUCUCCAUUGUACCGGGAGGAGCCGUGUCUUCCCACAGGUGACAUGAAGGGACAACAGCCUUUUUGUUUACAUUACUGACUGUUUACCAUUUAUUUUUUAAAGCUGUGAGCCUGACUAUAAUAGAGCGUCUGGCAUAUUUGGGUUUGGGGCAAACAUGGAUUGCUUGGUUUCCCUUACCUACUCCGGUUUCCUCCCACAGUCCAAAAUCGUACAGAGGUGCCUCUCAGUUGUCUGUAGGUCUAUGAGGGACCUGUCAAUCACUGCCUCGCUUUAUGCAGCUAGAAUGGAAUUAGGCUAACAACACCCUCGAAGCCCUUGAAGAACAGGCUCAGACCUUCCUGGUGCUAUUUAUCUACCUCAAAGUAAGUUAAGAGUUUAAGAGUCUGGAAGAUCACUGGACUAGUCUUGUCAGGAAAAGUGGAUUCAAACAUUCUGGUUGACGAAUAUUCAUGACAAUAAUGGUGUUGGAGUGAUACGUAAGUGUUGUAAACCAAUAAAGAGUUUUUUCCCAGGAACAGUUGGAGUGAAAUCUGUUCAUACUAAUAAGCAAUAACAUUACGACCACCUGUCUUAA
Messenger RNA from Synchiropus splendidus (mandarinfish), 3232 nucleotides. RefSeq names its product deoxyribodipyrimidine photo-lyase. Gene Ontology annotation, molecular function: FAD binding; DNA binding. Gene Ontology annotation, cellular component: nucleus; cytoplasm. The transcript has 9 exons. NCBI's taxonomy places the organism in Eukaryota, Metazoa, Chordata, Actinopteri, Syngnathiformes, Callionymidae. The coding region runs from base 171 to 2699 and encodes 842 amino acids. The record is from RefSeq and is a predicted model, not a curated record. Gene Ontology annotation, biological process: circadian regulation of gene expression; entrainment of circadian clock by photoperiod.